AUGGUUGCGAGAAAUUCAUCUGUGAAAUCAAAAUCUCGUUCACAGCUUUAUGACACUGUAUUCGUGUUUACUCACCAGGACAAAGUAGACGACGAACUUCGCAAUCUACCCGAUGAUACAUUAAUACUUGUGUAUUUCUUAGGCAUUCCUCAAAAUCCUGUUACUCGACCCCUAUGUGCUCAAAAUCCUGCAAAUUAUUUAAAAACUUUGGCAACCAGAAUGAAGCGUCUUCCUGCCGGCUUUUUGGAUCAAAAGAUCAUUCUCUGUGUCGGCAUGGAGACAACAUCUGUACUAAAAUCAGUACUGUGCGCAAGUUCACCUGUCUUUGCAAAAAUGUUUGAAAACGGAAUGCUGGAAAAUAUACAGAAUACUGUUACUGUCCAAGAUAUCGAAAUGCCUGUACUAAAUAACCUAAUUCAAUUCCUGUACACAGGAAUAGUGCCUGAUGAAAGUGUGGAGCAUUUGUGUGCCCUGUAUUAUGCCGCUGAUAAAUACGACAUCACUGAAUUGCUCGUUGGUUGUCGAGACUUGUUACAGCAUAAAAUUACUGUAGAUAAUGCGGCUGAACUAUUCAAAUUAUCCAGUGUCCAUAGUGAUGAGAUUUUGAAAUCCUAUGUUGUGGGCUUUUUCAGAGAGCACUUAAAUUCUGUUCUUUUGACCAAAGGUUGGUUAGAAAUGAUGAACAAUGAUACUAUGAUAGCAUUAGAAGCUAUCGCAACAUUUAAUGUGGAUUCUGGAAUCUGA
Molecule: messenger RNA, 744 nt
Organism: Argiope bruennichi
Lineage: Eukaryota; Metazoa; Arthropoda; Arachnida; Araneae; Araneidae
Product: speckle-type POZ protein-like
Exons: 1
Coding region: 1-744 (247 amino acids)
Biological process (GO): regulation of proteolysis; proteasome-mediated ubiquitin-dependent protein catabolic process
Cellular component (GO): cytoplasm; nucleus
Molecular function (GO): ubiquitin protein ligase binding
Source: RefSeq, a predicted model, not a curated record